Molecule: messenger RNA, 1869 nt
Organism: Humulus lupulus (European hop)
Lineage: Eukaryota; Viridiplantae; Streptophyta; Magnoliopsida; Rosales; Cannabaceae
Product: serine decarboxylase
Exons: 5
Coding region: 238-1731 (497 amino acids)
Biological process (GO): carboxylic acid metabolic process
Molecular function (GO): carboxy-lyase activity; pyridoxal phosphate binding
Source: RefSeq, a predicted model, not a curated record
UUUUAGAGAGUCAAGACUGAGGAGACGAUAUUUUUGAAGUGCGGAAAACGGAAUCGAACUCUGGUUUAUAGGAGGGAACACUACUAUAAAUAGAACCCUAAAAGCCUUUUACCGCCACUCUCUCUCUCUCUUUCUAUAUCACAUUCCCUCAAUCAAGGUCCGGAAUCCCAUUCCUCUGUUUUCUGUUUUCGCAUUAUUUGAAUCUCUUUCUUUUCUUUGGAGUUAAGAAACGAAGCUAUGGUUGGGACAUCGGAGGUAAUUAAAUCGCCAUUUCUGGAUCUAGACAACGGGGCAGUGGUGGCGAAGAUCUUGGCGGAUGAUUUCGAUCCGAGAACCGUGGUUCCGGAGCCUCUGCCUCCGGUGGUUAUGACGAACGGUGAAGAUCAUGGAGAAUGUGACGGAGAUGAGGAGGUUUUAGUGGACGAAAAGAUGAAGGCGAAGAGGGAGAUCGUUCUCGGUAGGAAUGUGCAUACCACGUGCCUUGCCGUCACGGAGCCAGAUGUUAACGACGAGGUCACUGGUGAUAAAGAAGCUUUCAUGGCUAGCGUUUUGGCUCGCUAUCGGAAAACCCUUUUGGAGAGGACCAAGUACCAUUUAGGGUAUCCUUAUAAUUUGGACUUUGAUUAUGGUGCACUUGGACAAUUACAACAUUUCUCCAUUAACAAUCUUGGGGAUCCAUUCAUUGAGAGCAAUUAUGGUGUCCAUUCAAGGGAGUUUGAAGUUGGUGUUUUAGAUUGGUUUGCUCGUUUGUGGGAGAUUGAGAAGGACGAGUACUGGGGUUACAUUACAAAUUGUGGCACAGAAGGAAAUCUACAUGGGAUUUUAGUUGGGAGAGAAGUUUUCCCUGAUGGAAUUCUGUAUGCAUCAAAAGAAUCUCAUUAUUCCGUGUUCAAAGCUGCUAGAAUGUAUAGAAUGGAUUGUGUGAAGAUUGCUACCCUUGUCUCGGGUGAGAUUGAUUGUUCGGAUUUUAAGGAUAAACUCCUUCCUAACAAGGAUAAGCCAGCCAUAAUCAAUGUUAACAUAGGAACAACUGUUAAGGGAGCGGUUGAUGAUCUUGAUCUAGUAAUUCAAACCCUUGAAGAAAGCGGAUUUUCACACGAUCGAUUCUACAUCCAUUGUGAUGGAGCACUUUUUGGACUUAUGAUGCCUUUUGUCAAAAGAGCACCAAAGGUUUCUUUCAAGAAGCCCAUUGGAAGUGUGAGCGUCUCUGGCCACAAGUUUGUGGGGUGUCCGAUGCCUUGUGGUGUUCAGAUAACAAGGCUGGAGCACAUCAAUGCACUUUCAAGGAAUGUUGAGUACCUUGCCUCCAGGGAUGCCACGAUCAUGGGUAGCCGAAAUGGCCAUGCUCCUAUAUUCCUCUGGUACACCCUGAACAGAAAAGGUUACAAAGGAUUCCAGAAAGAAGUCCAGAAGUGCCUUAGAAACGCUCACUACUUGAAGGACCGUCUACGUGAAUCUGGAAUCAGUGCCAUGCUGAACGAGCUGAGUAGUACCGUUGUGUUCGAGCGGCCUCAAGAUGAGGAGUUUGUUCGCAGGUGGCAGUUGGCUUGCCAAGGAAACAUAGCCCAUGUCGUGGUGAUGCCUAAUGUGACCAUAGAGAAACUUAAUAUUUUCUUAGAUGAAUUGGUUGAAAAACGUUCAACUUGGUAUCAGGAUGAUAAAGUCCACUCUCCUUGUAUUGCUGCUGAAGUAGGAGCUGAAAAUUGUGUUUGCAGGAUCCACAAGUGUUAGAGCUUUCAACUAGGAGAGGCACCAUUGUUGUUGUUUUGUUUGUUAUGUACUCUUAAUUCUUGGUUUAUUAAUAAAAUGGAGAAGAAAUCCUUAAUUCUUGGUAGUAUCUCAAAAGGAUUUCUUCACAUGAUAUGAUAA